This is a messenger RNA of Mesorhabditis belari, 1107 nucleotides long. The record is from the annotation of a GenBank genome assembly. NCBI's taxonomy places the organism in Eukaryota, Metazoa, Nematoda, Chromadorea, Rhabditida, Rhabditidae.
AUGUCUUUUCAUACUCGUUUGCUUAAAUCGCUAAAUGAGAAACCGAUUGGAAAUGGAGCUUAUGGAGAUGUUUAUCGCCUAAUAGACAGUGAACCUGAAGCUGUAAUCAAGGUGCUCAAGAAGUUGCCUAAAGGUUGGGUUGAAACGUUGAAAGAAGAGUGUGAUGCUUUGAAAAGCCUCCGUCACACGAAUGUCGUUCAAUAUUUCGGCUUUAUCGAGGAAUCGAUAAAUGGGGAACAGAUCCGUGGAAUUUUGAUGGAAUAUUGUGCCGGCGGAUCAUUGGAUAAAUGGGUCUUCGAUGCCGCAAAAACGUAUACAAUGCAUACGGUCGUUGCGUGGGGUGAAGGCCUUUUGAAUGCACUCGUACAUAUGCAAGAAAAGAAUCGAAUACAUCGUGACAUCAAAACGAGCAACACUUUGUUGACAGAAGAUUUUACGAUAAAAAUUGGUGAUUUUGGCUUGGCCAUGGAAAGCUCGGAAACAUUUUUCGGCGAAUUUGCCGGUACUCGACGUUUCAUGGCACCGGAAGCGCUUUUUGCAGCUGAAAAGGGAUGCGAGUUUUCAAUCAAAGGCGAUCUCUAUGCAGUGGGUCUUGUUCUCUGGGAAAUAAUCGAAAGAAGGAAAGUUUUCUCCGACAAAUGUGAUACUGUCAAUAGCUACAAAAUGGCAUUAGACAAAAUGAUAAAAGAGCUCGAAUGUCCUGAGAAAAUUAAAGAUGUUCUAAAAAGUAUUCUUGUUUUCGAGUCAGUCAAUCGAUUACCCGCAAAGGACGCUUUGGAUCGUUUUGAAGCUUGGCGAGAGAAGUAUCGUACUUCUGGACGUUUCGAGUUCCCACCAUCUAGCAGAAAUGACCAAAAGCAGCUGAUCCGCCCAAUCGGAUUUAAUGACACAAAAGAAGAGAGUCCCGUUGACUCUGAUGACAAUACACUCCCCGAUCCUAAAUUCGAACAAAAACUCACACAUCUGCAGUGGUGUGUACUUAUUUCCAUCAACAGCAAUGAGAAUUCCGUGAUGCAUCUCUCCAAUAGGUUCUCCAUUUGUGUACACGACUGGCAUCUUGCUAUCGAACAAAAGCAUCCAAUCGAGUGGCCGCCUCUUUUGCCAUGG